Messenger RNA from Funneliformis mosseae, 170 nucleotides. Lineage: Eukaryota; Fungi; Glomeromycota; Glomeromycetes; Glomerales; Glomeraceae. The record is from the annotation of a GenBank genome assembly.
AACGUCUUAUCGGUGAUGCUGCAAAAAAUCAAGUUAAUAUGAAUCCUUAUGAUACUGUAUUUAAUGUUAAACAACUCAUUGGACGUAAUUUUAGAGACGAACGUUUAAAGUCAAGCAAUAAAAGUGCCGUUGAAAUCGCUGCAACCGCGGCGGCUAUUGCUAUGGUUUGA